CUCUAGGGAAAUUUACCGGAGACUCCUUCGACUAUUUGUGAGCUGUGAUUUUGUGUCAUUCAAAGUGUUUUGCCGCAUAGUGUCUUUCCGGAGGACGCGCGCACACGAUUCACUGAGUGUUGUUCGAGGACAAGAAGAAGUGUAUCUUCACGAGAGUAUAUUUUGUGCUUGAGGAGUAAAAUCUUGUGCAUAGAGACAGAAAAGUUAAUUAGCGAAAUGUGGAAAUUUAUUCUCAUCACUGUGUUCUUCGCACUGAGCGUUGUGGCGGAUGACACUGUCAAGGCGAAUUCCACGGAGCGCCAAUCUAGAGCCAUUUCGACAAAUUGCCCAAGAUUGUGUCCCCCGCUGGGAGCGUCUCUGGAGCCCGUUUGCGGCUCCGAUGGCUACAUCUACUCCAAUCUCUGUGAGAUGAAGAAGAAAACGUGCUCCAAGACAGGUCCCAACACCGUCACUGAGGACGAGAACGGAUGCGAGCGAGCCACAGGCUCCAAGUGUGGCAACCGAUGUCCAUCUGAGAAGGAUCCCGUGUGCGGAACCGACGGAAGGACAUACCUGAAUAGGUGCAUGCUUCGCGUCCAGGCGUGCCGCGUGGGGACGGCCGCCGUGUCAAUGGCCCACGUGGGGCCCUGCGCCAACAUCAGCGCAAUCAGAGAAUCGUGUCCCGUGGACUGUAACAGUGCUCCUCAAGAUGGACCAGUCUGUGCCUCCAAUGGAAACGUGUACAACUCAACGUGCCAGAUGAAGCUGCAAACAUGUGGACAAGGAGUGGUGCGUACCAACCGAAAGCACUGUCAGAGCACACGCAACUGUCGUGAGUCGUGCUGGCGAGUGGCCAGACCCACUUGCGGCUCCGAUGGCCGGAUCUAUCCCAGCGCUUGCAAGAUGCGCUCCGCCAACUGCGGCCGCCACGUCUUUGAGGUGCCCAUGUCCUUCUGCAUGUCUCAAGAGCGAGCCGGAUCUGGGAAUCACAUCGAGGACUGCCCCACCGAGUGCCCGACAGCCACGUCAGAGGAGGAGAUGGUUUGCGGUAGUGACGGCAACAUCUACUCAUCCGGAUGUGAGCUGAACAUGCUCAACUGCGGCACCCAGCGGAAGCCCGUCCAGAUUGUCUCUAUGACACGGUGCCAGACGCGUAUGAAUCGCUGCAAACACAUUCCCCAGUGCGAUGACUUCCAGGACAAAUUCGGCGGGCUCUUCUCAUCUGCCCAGAAUGAUCUCAUCUGCGGAACGGACGCCAAAACCUACUCCAAUGAGUGUGAACUGGCUCACGCCACUUGCUUGCGCGGAGUUCAGCUCGCUCACAUUGGUCCCUGCACCAAACUGAAGCCCGCCCGAUACGAUUGCAGUGCCGAAUGUUCGCCUGACGAGGAAGCUGACAAUCCCGUGUGCGGAUCAGAUGGCAAUGCUUACCGCAACAUGUGUGAAAUGGUGCAAAGGACCUGCGGAAUGCGAGUGGUCUCCGUGUCACAGAAGCACUGCGCCACCACAGCUCACUGUGACGCCAAUUGCGAAGAGAUGGAGGGAAGCUUUGUCUGUGGCUCCGACAAUCAUCUGUACAAGUCAGAGUGUCACAUGCGGAAGGAGAAUUGCGGAAAGCACAUCUUCGUGGUGCCCAUGAAGCGAUGCCUGGCCGCAUUCACAUUCAAGGGAUGCUCACGCAUGUGUCCUCAGGAAUACGAGCCCGUAUGCGGCACUGACGACAAGACAUACUCCAACGAGUGCUUCCUCAGCAUCGAAAACUGCCGCUCCCGCAAUGUCCAGAUGAAGCACUAUGGCGCGUGCGGCAGACCCGAGCAGCCGUCCCACAAUUAUCUCUACUAG
Messenger RNA from Phlebotomus argentipes, 1821 nucleotides. Its product is annotated as agrin. Lineage: Eukaryota; Metazoa; Arthropoda; Insecta; Diptera; Psychodidae. The transcript has 8 exons. The record is from RefSeq and is a predicted model, not a curated record. Gene Ontology annotation, biological process: cell differentiation; multicellular organism development. Gene Ontology annotation, molecular function: protein binding. The coding region runs from base 217 to 1821 and encodes 534 amino acids.